GAAUGUGACGUCAGAACGUGUUUGAGCCCGAAAAUGUUCGUCUGUGUUGUUAGAUUUCGAAGGAACUGGGGACUUUGCGAGGAAAUAAUACACAAUUUGCCGUGAGGAAGGCGAACGUAAAACAUAGAUUCAUACACCCUAGUUAGUUAUACUCCAACUGCGUACAAAGAUUGCGUUUUUCCGGUGACCCGAGUGGGGAGUUAGCGCGAUCGUUUUCCCGGAGUGAUGUCGAAUCCUGGGACUCGAAGGAACGGGUCCAGCAUCAAAAUCCGGCUGACAGUAUUAUGUGCCAAGAACCUCGCAAAGAAAGACUUCUUUCGGCUGCCCGAUCCGUUUGCCAAAGUGGUUGUGGACGGGUCGGGCCAAUGCCACUCCACUGACACCGUCAAGAGUACCCUCGACCCCAAGUGGAACCAGCACUAUGACCUAUACAUUGGGAAGACAGACUCCAUCACCAUCAGUGUGUGGAACCACAAGAAGAUCCAUAAACGGCAGGGUGCCGGGUUUCUGGGCUGCAUACGACUGCUCUCCAACGCCAUCAGCAGGCUAAAGGACACAGGCUACCAGCGCCUGGACCUGUGUAAACUGAACCCCUCAGACAGUGAUGCUGUCCGGGGGCAGAUUGUAGUGAGUUUGCAGACGCGAGACCGUAUAGGCAGUGGGGGUCCUGUGGUGGACUGUCGGGGUCUGUUAGAGAAUGAGGGGCCUGUGUUUGAGGGCUGUUUCAGCGAGGAGCCGCUGCCGUACUCAGACCCCACGGGCGCCGCAGGGGGAGGGACAUGCCGUCUGGACUCACCCAAUCAGGAAAGCAGGCUCCAGACCCAGCGAAUCAGAGGCCAGGACUCCAGAGGCCACGGCCACACCCCUCAGAACCGACCACAUGGACACCAGUCACCUGACCUGCCUGAAGGCUAUGAACAGAGGACCACGGUGCAGGGCCAGGUCUACUUCCUCCACACACAGACAGGGGUCAGCACCUGGCACGACCCCCGCAUACCCAGGGACCUGACCAGUGUUAGCUGUGAGGAGUUGGGUCCGCUGCCGGUUGGCUGGGAGGUCCGAAGCACAGUGUCCGGAAGGAUCUACUUUGUGGACCACAACAACCGAACCACUCAGUUUACUGAUCCCCGCCUACACACCAUCAUCAGUCAACACUCCCAGGUGAAGGAGUCGUCCCAGGCCCUGCCGGGGGGUCAGAUGGAGGUGGGGGGGGAGGAGGGGGGAGGAGGGGGAGGGGAGGGUGAGGUGGCAGUGCGUUAUGAGAGAGACCUGGUCCACAAGCUCAAACUACUGAGACAUGAGCUGUCUCUGCAGCAGCCUCAGGCUGGGCACUGUCGCAUCGAGGUGUCACGAGAAGAGAUCUUUGAGGAGUCCUACCGGCAGAUCAUGAAGAUGAGGCCCAAAGACCUGAAGAAGAGACUGAUGGUGAAGUUCAGAGGAGAGGAGGGCCUGGACUAUGGGGGCGUGGCCCGGGAGUGGUUGUACCUGCUGUGCCAUGAGAUGUUAAACCCCUACUACGGCCUGUUCCAGUACUCUACAGACAACAUCUACACACUCCAGAUCAACCCGGACUCUUCCAUCAACCCUGACCACCUGUCAUAUUUCCACUUUGUGGGCCGUGUGAUGGGGCUGGCUGUGUUCCACGGUCACUACAUCAACGGAGGCUUCACCCUGCCCUUCUACAAGCAGCUGCUGGGCAAGCCCAUCCAGCUGGGAGACCUGGAGACCACUGACCCUGAGCUGCACAAGAGUCUGGUCUGGAUCCUGGAGAACGACAUCACAUCAGUCCUGGACCACACCUUCUGUGUGGAACACAACGCCUUUGGGAAGUUCAUGCAACAUGAAUUGAAACCUAAUGGUCGGAACAUCCCUGUUACAGAGGACAACAAGAAGGAGUAUGUGAGGCUCUAUGUGAACUGGAGGUUCAUGCGUGGCAUCGAGGCCCAGUUCCUGGCGCUUCAGAAGGGCUUCAGUGAGCUCAUCCCUCAGCAUCUCCUCAAACCCUUCGAUCACAAGGAGCUGGAGCUGAUCAUUGGUGGUCUGGGGAAGAUCGACCUGGCGGACUGGAAGGCCAACACACGUCUGAAGCACUGUCUGUGUGACAGCAACGUGGUGCGCUGGUUCUGGCAGGCGGUGGAGGCCUUCAGCGAGGACAGGAGAGGACGCCUGCUGCAGUUUGUCACCGGCUCCACACGGGUCCCUUUACAGGGCUUCAAAGCACUACAGGGUUCUACAGGUUCUGCAGGCCCAAGGCUCUUCACCAUCCAUCUGAUAGACGCAAACACGGACAACCUGCCCAAGGCACACACAUGUUUCAACAGAAUAGACAUCCCACCGUAUGAGACCUAUGACAAGCUGUAUGAGAAGCUGCUGACUGCAGUGGAGGAGACCUGUGGCUUCGCCGUGGAGUGACUCGCUGGGUUUGACUCGCCGUGGAGUGACUCGCUGGGUUUGACUCGCCGCGGAGUGACUCGGCGUGGAGUGACUCGGCGUGGAGUGACUCGGCGUGGAGUGACUCGGCGUGGAGUGACUCGCUGGGAGUGACUCGGCGUGGAGUGACUCGCCAUGGAGUGACUCACUCUCUUAUGUUCAUGUGUUCUCCAACACCUAGCACAGACAUCUUUAUACAAAUGCUUACGCAGAUAAACGUACAAACAGUGAUGGUUGGUGUCACAAUAAACCCAAACCUGCUUCACACACACAUACACUCUCUCUCUCUCCGCCCUGCCCCACCCUCUCUGGACAGCUGAGGGGUUUGGGGAGGGGGGGGGCGGGGGAUGAGCGAAAAAGUAUUUUAGAGUUUUUCAGAUGUUUUGAAGAAGCAUUUUUAUCCUUCAGUUUUAAUGAGCUAUGAUGUCAUUCUUCAGAACACCAACAGUGACUAUGUCUCUGAUGAUCCUCCAAUCACACACAGUCUCUGAUACGGUCUGUAUCUGAGGUCAACCAAUCAGACGCCUCAGCAGAAAGCAGCGACCAAUGGUCUGACAAGCAGAUUGAUUUAAUAGUAUUCAUGCUUCAUGUUUAACCACUGUUUUGUGUGUGUGGGGGGGAUUAUUUCUGUAUGUAUGCGAAUAUGUGUGCAUGCCUGUUGUGAGUGUAUGUGCGUCUGUCUGUUGUGUGUGUGUGUCUUGCAUGGAACCUGGUUAUUAUUUUUAUAAAUGAUCAAACAAGCCUCUGUUUAGGUUGUGACCGCUCUGAUCCACUCUGACCGUUCAUGUCUGAGUACUAUUUAUUACCGUGUGAUUACUGACCAUGCUGCUACGCUCAACACGAGCCCACACUAAACUCUUCUGUUAGUUCCCAACCUGACUUUUAAUCCCAAAUUGAGUUUGUAGUCUGAUGGCACACAGAGGUCCUCUGACCUUUGACCUGCAUGUAUUCAGUUAGCAGUGCUGUGGGCGAACCCCGUGGAGGGUUCAUGUUCCUGUGUGUGAAAUAUGCAAUAAAGAGAUCCAACCCUUUCAUUCACAGCUCUCUCUCUCUCUCUAUCUAGCUCUAUCUAUCUCUCUCUCUGUAUCUAUCUCUAUCUAGCUCUGUCUAUCUCUAUCUAUCUCUCUCUCCAUCUGUCUCCCUCUACUGUGUGUCUGUCAGUCUGUCUGUCCCUGUGUUCAGCUCAUUGGGGGUUUCUUGUGUUUUGUUUCCUUUCCAGACCACCAUGAAUGAACAUUUUUAACACAUUAAAACUACAUAGAAGUGAAUGAAACCCAAGCUAAAUGUUGAGCGUGUUGGGAUGCAUUGUAGGUGGAAGAUGACUGUUUGCAGUAUCGUUACAAUCUACAAGCUUUAGGUUCUGAAUUCAUUGUGUAAUGAAUGCAAGCGUAUUGUAACUUACUAUGUACUAAACAUUUAUGAAAAAAUACAAUGUAAAUAAGAUUAUAUUAAAGAAACUAA
Molecule: messenger RNA, 3891 nt
Organism: Hypomesus transpacificus
Lineage: Eukaryota; Metazoa; Chordata; Actinopteri; Osmeriformes; Osmeridae
Gene: smurf1
Product: SMAD specific E3 ubiquitin protein ligase 1
Exons: 18
Coding region: 226-2412 (728 amino acids)
Biological process (GO): negative regulation of BMP signaling pathway; ubiquitin-dependent protein catabolic process
Molecular function (GO): protein binding; ubiquitin protein ligase activity
Source: RefSeq, a predicted model, not a curated record